UCAAAUUUCUAUACCUUUGUCUCUUCUCCUUUUCUUGCAAUUUUUUCUGCCAUCUGUGGUUCCACCAGAAAAGGAGAAAUCAAUCAAUUCGCUCCCUAUUGUUUUAUUUUUUGUUCGGUAAGCUCUACACUCUCAAUUUCUCUGUAAAACCCUACCUACAUUGUUUGUUCUUCAAUUUCAAUAGCCAAUAAUUACAUUUUGUACAUUCUAUAUAUAUAGAAAGAGAGAGAAUUUAGAGAGAGAGAGAAACAAACAGACCAGACCAUGCCCCCUCGAUCGGCCACUCGUAAGAAAUCGACAUGGAAAUCGAAACAAUCGGAGCUCGAAUUGAGUCUGGCCGACCAGAUCAACACAGUGCCGGAGUCGGAACACAAAGGCCAAGAAGCUCUAUCUGCUGUGGUGAAGGACGAAGGCGGCGAACAGGCGGCGCCGCUGAUGAUCGCCGGAGUGGAAAUCAAGCAAGAACUUAGGGUUUUAGACUCAAAUUAUGCAGACAAGGCUGUAAUGAGUACAGCAGUGGAAACGAAGGUUAAGGAGGAGGAGAGGAACGUCAAUGUCAAUCCUGUGAGCUUUAUGGAGGAUGGAGAAAGAAUGGAGGGUGAUCAUGACAAGUUUGACAAUGCAGCUGAGGAAAAAGAAGUAGAGGGUGAACAGAAUGAAGGAAUACAUGUUGAACAGAACUCAUCUGAAGAAGGAACUGCUGCUGCUCAAAUUGAUGAUGCUGAGGCAUUUGUAGACAAUGACAAUUUUCCUGUUCUCAAUGAGCGUAGUGAUGGGCAAGAAGGGGGUGAGGUGGGUGGAAAGGAUGAGGAAGAUAUCGGGGACAAUGAAGAAGAUAAUGAAGAUGAGGAACAGCCUGCUGAAUUUAUCAAUAAUCACAUCACUGACAGGAAGAAAAAAAAGGAUUUCGAAAUUUUUAUUGGAAGACUGGAUAAAGGGGCCGUUGAGGACGAUCUGAUUGAAGUGUUUGGAAAGUUUGGGGAAAUAAAAGCCGCUAGGAUAGUAAGGCAUCCAACUACAAAUAAGAGUAGAGGAUUUGCCUUUAUUCAAUACGUGACUGUUGAGCAAGCAAAGAAUGCUCUUUCUGCAUUGAACGAAGGGAUCCAGGUGAGAGGCAAACACGUUGUAAUAUCAGCAAGUCAGGAUAAUGAUACUCUUUAUAUGGGCAACAUCUGCAAAUUAUGGACAAAAGAGCAUGUGCUGGGAACAUUGAAAAGCUAUGGAGUUGAAAAUAUUGAAGAGAUAUAUUUGCCAGAUGAUCCUCAAAAAGAAGGGAAGAUCAAAGGUUUUGCUCUUUUGGAGUUCAGCACCCACUCGGAUGCAAUGGCAGCAUUUCAAAGACUAAGAAAGCCAGAUGCUGUCUUUGGUCGUGAUAGAAGUGCUAAGGUUGCUUUUGCACAAACCCCAAUGCACCCAAAUCAAGAAAUUCUGUCUCAGGUUAAGACUGUCUAUGUGGAAGGCUUAACUGAUGCUGGGAAUAAAGAGAAAGUAAAAGAAAUCUGCACACAGUAUGGUGAGGUUGUGAAAGUUCAGUUACCUCAGAGUCUAGGCAGCAAACGCAAAUAUUUUGGCUUUAUUACUUUUACUUCUCGAGAAAGUGCCCUAGCUUGUGUGGAGGGGAUUAAUAAUGCUCAUAUUGGACAAGAAGUCAAGGUUAAGGCUAACAUUGCAAAGCCUCAUUUUAAGGGUUGGCUUCAAAAGCAAGGUACUCGUGGGGGAUUUAAGGUUAAGAAAAAGAGUGAAGUCCCACGCUAUUUCUGAGACAGAAAUUGGUGGAGGUAAACCAAAUAAACCCAAAACUGUCACUGAAGGUCAACCUGUUCGAGCAUCAUCCAAGUUGGAAAGGACAAAUCGCAAGAGAAAGAAUCAACGUUUAAAGGCUAAAGGUCAUGGAAAGAUAGGAGCUGAGCAUGGUCAUAAUGAAAUGCCAUCGAAGAAAAGACACAGCAAAAUGCGGGGAAGGCAAAACAAUAAUUUCAAGAAGACAGAGAGAGAUCCUCAUAUUAGAAAAGGACCAAACUACUGUGCAGAUUUCAUUGAAUACAGAAAUCCAUAUGCACCAGGAUAUGUUGCACCUGCUGUUAGUUGCCAGAGCCAUGCAUACAACACUGUAU
Camellia sinensis is the source of this 2114-nucleotide messenger RNA. The record is from RefSeq and is a predicted model, not a curated record. Lineage: Eukaryota; Viridiplantae; Streptophyta; Magnoliopsida; Ericales; Theaceae.